AUGAUAUUGGACUUUUUCGCUGAUUGGUGUGGUCCGUGUAAAAGAGUUGCACCAGAACUAGAUAAAAUAUGUGAAGAAUGGCAAGAUGUUCUGUUCGUAAAAUUGAACGUUGACGAGUUAGAGUCUGCGGCUGAGACUUAUGCGAUAGCUGCAAUGCCCACAUUCAUUGCAUUCAAGGGUGGAGAGAAAAUCGAUGAAGUGGUUGGUGCCAAUUUGGAUAAACUAAGGGAAAUGAUUGAGAAGUAUAAAUAG
This is a messenger RNA of Trichobilharzia szidati, 252 nucleotides long. Lineage: Eukaryota; Metazoa; Platyhelminthes; Trematoda; Strigeidida; Schistosomatidae. The record is from the annotation of a GenBank genome assembly.